This is a messenger RNA of Tinamus guttatus (white-throated tinamou), 6413 nucleotides long. The record is from RefSeq and is a predicted model, not a curated record. Lineage: Eukaryota; Metazoa; Chordata; Aves; Tinamiformes; Tinamidae.
GGUAGAAACUCUUGGUGAGUUGCAAGCAGUGUUACUUGUGGAGAUGAGUAAGAGACCAUCUGCAGCAUCAACAGAAAGCGCUCUCUACCAAACAUUUGAUCUGGUGAACUUCGGAGAAGAACUCACAGGAGUUCUUUCUCACAGGAGAAAAAAGAAGAUGAGAGGAAGUCCUCUCAUCCACAAAGCAGAGCUUGUCUUAAGAAUUAAACUGGAUGCUGGAGCAAAAUAUCUUCUGAAAAGGCAAGGGUCUGAGACCAGAAAGCAGAGCAAACAGAUAGUAAAUUUUGUAAUAUCUAUCAGAACGUCUUGGAUCAUCAGCAAGCGCAAAUGGGAUUUUAUCGGUUUUGCUAAAGAAACAUUUAGCCAGAAGAUUAUAAGCUGCCACCGGCUGACGUGGCCCCAGGGUGAACCGACCUGUGCUGUCCUUAAACACGGCUUCCAUAGGGCCUUGGGUCCAGGUCAGAUCACCGAUUCCUUUCCUGCAGGUCACCACGUGCAGGAUGGGCUGGUUGGUGGAGAAUUUGAUCUCGAGAUGAACUUUAUAAUCCAGGAUGCAGAGAGCAUUACGUGCAUGUCGGAGCUGUUGGAGCACUGUGAUGUGACCUGCCAGGCAGAGAUCUGGAGCAUGUUCACCGCCAUUCUGCGGAAAAGCGUCCGGAAUCUACAGACUAGCACAGAAGUUGGCUUAAUUGAGCAGGUUCUGUUGAAGAUGAGUACUGUGGACGACAUGAUUGCAGAUCUUCUAGUUGAUAUGUUGGGGGUUCUUGCCAGCUACAGCAUCACUGUCAAAGAGUUGAAGCUUUUGUUCAGCAUGCUUCGAGGCGAAAACGGAAUCUGGCCAAGACAUGCAGUUAAACUAUUAUCAGUCCUUAAUCAGAUGCCACAGAGACAUGGGCCUGAUACCUUUUUCAACUUCCCAGGCUGUAGUGCUGCAGCAAUUGCAUUGCCUCCUAUUGCUAAGUGGCCUUAUCAAAAUGGAUUUACUCUUAACACCUGGUUUCGUAUGGAUCCAUUAAAUAAUAUCAAUGUAGAUAAAGAUAAACCCUAUCUCUAUUGUUUCCGCACUAGCAAAGGUGUUGGGUAUUCUGCUCAUUUUGUUGGCAACUGCUUAAUAGUUACGUCGUUGAAGUCAAAAGGCAAAGGUUUCCAGCACUGUGUGAAGUAUGACUUUCAGCCUCGCAAGUGGUACAUGAUAAGUAUUGUGCACAUCUAUAACCGCUGGAGAAACAGUGAAAUACGGUGUUAUGUGAACGGUCAGCUGGUAUCCUAUGGUGACAUGGCCUGGCAUGUUAACACAAAUGAUAGCUAUGAUAAAUGUUUUCUCGGCUCUUCGGAGACUGCUGAUGCUAAUCGAGUGUUUUGUGGCCAGCUGGGAGCAGUGUAUGUAUUCACUGAAGCACUCAACCCAGCACAGAUUUUUGCAAUACAUCAGUUAGGACCUGGAUAUAAGAGCACAUUCAAAUUUAAAUCUGAGAGUGACAUUCACCUGGCCGAGCACCACAAGCAAGUGCUGUACGAUGGGAAGCUUGCAAGUAGCAUUGCCUUCACGUACAACGCGAAGGCGACCGACGCUCAGCUCUGCCUUGAAUCCUCACCAAAGGAAAACCCUUCAAUUUUUGUACACUCCCCCCAUGCUCUUAUGCUUCAGGAUGUGAAAGCUAUCGUUACCCACUCCAUUCACAGCGCAAUUCAUUCCAUCGGAGGGAUUCAGGUUCUUUUUCCUCUCUUUGCCCAGUUAGACAAUCGACAGCUGCAUGACAGUCAGGUGGAAACAACAGUUUGUGCCACCCUGUUGGCUUUCUUGGUGGAGCUUCUGAAGAGUUCCGUAGCCAUGCAGGAACAAAUGCUGGGUGGGAAAGGCUUUCUGGUCAUCGGUUACCUCCUGGAAAAGUCAUCCCGAGUUCACAUAACAAGGGCAGUCCUGGAACAGUUUUUAUCGUUUGCAAAAUAUUUGGAUGGAUUAUCCCAUGGAGCACCUUUACUGAAGCAAUUAUGUGAUCACAUUCUUUUUAAUCCUGCUAUCUGGAUACAUACCCCUGCAAAGGUGCAGCUGUCUCUGUACACCUACUUGUCGGCUGAAUUCAUUGGAACUGCCACAAUCUACAACACCAUACGCAGAGUAGGAACAGUACUGCAACUAAUGCACACACUGAAAUACUACUACUGGGUGGUUAAUCCAGCUGAUAGCAGUGGCAUUACUCCUAAAGGAUUAGAUGGUCCUCGGCCCUCACAGAAGGAAAUCAUAUCACUAAGGGCAUUUAUGCUUCUGUUUUUGAAACAGCUUAUACUGAAGGAUCGAGGAGUGAAAGAAGACGAACUGCAGAGCAUAUUAAAUUACUUGUUAACAAUGCAUGAGGAUGAGAACAUUCACGAUGUGCUGCAGCUGCUGGUGGCCCUAAUGUCUGAACAUCCAGCAUCCAUGAUACCUGCCUUUGAUCAAAGAAAUGGAAUACGAGUGAUUUAUAAACUGCUGGCUUCCAAAAGUGAGAGUAUAUGGGUGCAAGCCUUGAAGGUCCUUGGAUAUUUUCUUAAACAUUUGGGUCAUAAGCGAAAGGUUGAAAUCAUGCACACACACAGUCUUUUCACUCUGCUGGGAGAAAGAUUGAUGCUACAUACAAAUACAGUGACCGUCACAACGUAUAACACACUUUAUGAGAUUUUGACAGAACAAGUAUGUACUCAAGUUGUUCAUAAGCCACAUCCAGAGCCAGAUUCUACAGUGAAAAUUCAGAAUCCAAUGAUUCUAAAGGUGGUGGCAACACUGUUAAAAAACUCCACGCCAAGUGCAGAGCUGAUGGAAGUUCGACGUUUGUUCUUAUCUGAUAUGAUAAAACUUUUCAGUAAUAGCCGUGAAAACAGAAGAUGUUUACUUCAGUGUUCAGUGUGGCAGGACUGGAUGUUUUCUCUGGGAUACAUUAACCCUAAGAACUCUGAAGAACAGAAGAUUACAGAGAUGGUUUACAACAUUUUCCGUAUUCUCCUGUAUCAUGCAAUAAAAUAUGAAUGGGGAGGAUGGAGAGUGUGGGUUGAUACUCUUUCUAUAGCUCAUUCCAAGGUAAGAAAUGUACAUGUGGAAGUUCAUGACCUUUUAGUUGAUAUAAAAGCUGAAAAGGUAGAAGCUACUGAAGUAAAACUUGAUGAUAUGGAUUUAUCACCAGAGACACUGGUAACGGGAGAAAACGGUGCACUUGUGGAAGUUGAAUCUCUUUUAGAUAAUGUAUAUAGUGCUGCUGUUGAGAAACUCCAAAAUAAUGUUCAUGGAAGUGUUGGUAUUAUUAAGAAGAAUGAGGAAAAAGAUAAUGGUCCAUUAAUAACUCUAGCUGAUGAGAAAGAUGAACCUUCUACUAACAGUACCUCAUUUCUCUUUGAUAAAAUACCCAGUCAAGAGGAGAAGCUUUUACCUGAACUUUCAAGUAAUCACAUUUCUAUUCCAAAUGUGCAAGAGACACAAAUACAUCUUGGUGUAAAUGAUGAUUUGGAAUUGCUUGCGCACAUGACAGGUAACGUAGAGAGAACGUGUCCUGCAAGUAUAAUAGAGGAAAAGGAGUUCAAGAUUCAUACAACCUCGGACGGAAUGAAUAGCAUUUCUGAGAGGGAACUGGCUUCGUCAUCUAAAGGAUUAGAAUAUGCUGAAAUGACGGCCACAACUCUUGAGACAGAGUCUUCUGGUAGCAAAACGGUACCUAGUGUUGAUGCUGGAAGUAUAAUAUCAGACACAGAGAGAUCUGAUGAUGGUAAGGAAGCGGGAAAGGAGAUAAGAAAGAUCCAGACAACCACCACAACCCAAGCGGUGCAGGGUCGCUCUGUCAGCCAACAGGACCGAGACCUGCGCGUGGACCUGGGCUUUCGAGGAAUGCCCAUGACCGAGGAGCAGCGGCGGCAGUUCAGCCCGGGGCCACGCACAACUAUGUUUCGUAUUCCUGAGUUCAAGUGGUCUCCCAUGCACCAGAGGCUCCUGACAGAUUUGCUGUUUGCACUAGAAACAGAUGUACAUGUUUGGAGAAGUCACUCCACAAAGUCUGUGAUGGACUUUGUCAAUAGCAAUGAAAAUAUUAUUUUUGUACACAACACAAUACACCUCAUUUCCCAGAUGGUAGACAAUAUUAUUAUUGCUUGUGGAGGAAUUUUACCAUUGCUGUCAGCAGCCACAUCCCCAACUGGUUCUAAGACGGAAUUGGAAAAUAUUGAAGUGACACAAGGAAUGUCAGCAGAGACAGCAGUGACUUUUCUCAGCCGUCUGAUGGCAAUGGUUGAUGUACUGGUAUUUGCCAGUUCUCUAAACUUCAGUGAGAUUGAAGCUGAAAAAAACAUGUCUUCGGGAGGUUUAAUGCGACAGUGCCUAAGGCUUGUGUGCUGUGUGGCUGUGAGAAACUGCUUGGAGUGUCGGCAAAGGCAGAGAGAGAGAGUGAACAAGACUUCGCUCGUCAGCAGUAAAACUCAAGAGACUCUUCAGGGUGUCACUGCAUCAGCAACAACCAAGAACCCCCUUGAAAAUGUCCCUGGCAAUCUUUCUCCUAUAAAGGAUCCUGAUAGACUCCUUCAGGAUGUCGAUAUCAAUCGUCUACGAGCAGUUGUUUUUCGUGAUGUGGAUGACAGCAAGCAGGCUCAGUUCUUAGCUUUGGCAGUCGUCUACUUCAUUUCUGUCCUCAUGGUCUCCAAAUACCGCGAUAUACUCGAGCCUCAACGGGAGACUGCAAGGUCUGGAAGCCAGGCAGGUAGAAAUAUCAGACAAGAAAUAAAUUCACCAACAAGUACAGUUGUGGUCAUACCAUCUAUCCCUCACCCAAGUUUGAACCAUGGAUUCCUUGCCAAGUUAAUUCCUGAGCAGAGCUUUGCCCACUCAUUUUACAAAGAGACACCAGCUGUAUUUCCAGAUAAUAUCAAAGAAAAAGAAACCCCAACGCCGGUGGAGGACAUGCAGCUGGAGAGCUCCAUUCCUCACACGGACUCGGGCAUCGGCGAGGAACAGAUGCCCAGUAUUUUGAACGGCACCGACUUGGAGGCGAGCACGGGCCCGGACGCCAUGAGCGAGCUGCUCUCCACGCUGUCUUCGGAGGUGAAGAAAUCUCAGGAAAGCUUAACCGAAAGCCCCAGCGAAAUCUUGAAGCCGGCAUCAUCGAUAUCCAGUAUCAGCCAAAGCAAAGGCAUCAAUGUCAAGGAAAUACUGAAAAGUCUGGUGGCAGCCCCUGUGGAAAUUGCGGAAUGUGGUCCGGAUCCCAUCCCGUACCCCGAUCCUGCGCUCAAGAGGGAAGCUCAGGCAAUUCUUCCCGUGCAGUUUCACUCGUUUGACAGGAGCGUGGUGGUGCCGGUGAAGAAGCCCCCGCCGGGUAGCCUUGCUGUGACCACAGUGGGAGCCGCCGGCGCCGGGAGCGGGCUGCCCCCGGCCAGUACGCCGAAUAUAUUUGCUGCCACAGGAGCUACACCAAAAAGUAUGAUUAAUACAACAGGUGCAGUAGACUCAGGAUCUUCUUCUUCCUCUUCGUCAUCCAGCUUUGUGAAUGGUGCUACCAGCAAAAAUCUCCCAGCUGUCCAAACUGUUGCUCCAAUGCCAGAGGAUUCAGCUGAAAACAUGAGUAUCACUGCAAAGCUUGAAAGAGCCUUGGAAAAGGUGGCCCCUCUCCUGCGAGAAAUUUUUGUUGAUUUUGCCCCUUUCUUAUCCCGUACAUUGUUGGGCAGUCAUGGACAAGAGCUGUUGAUUGAAGGUCUGGUUUGUAUGAAGUCGAGUACUUCAGUGGUUGAACUUGUUAUGCUCCUUUGUUCACAGGAAUGGCAAAAUUCUAUUCAGAAGAAUGCAGGACUUGCAUUUAUUGAGCUCAUCAAUGAAGGAAGAUUAUUAUGCCAUGCAAUGAAAGACCAUAUAGUGCGUGUUGCAAAUGAAGCAGAAUUUAUUUUGAACCGGCAAAGAGCUGAGGAUGUCCACAAGCACGCUGAGUUUGAGUCACAGUGUGCUCAAUAUGCUGCUGAUAGAAGAGAGGAGGAAAAGAUGUGUGAUCAUCUUAUCAGUGCUGCUAAACAUCGAGAUCAUGUUACAGCCAAUCAGUUAAAACAGAAGAUACUCAACAUCCUGACAAAUAAGCAUGGCGCCUGGGGAGCUGUCUCCCACAGCCAACUGCAUGACUUCUGGCGCUUGGAUUACUGGGAAGAUGAUUUGCGCCGGCGGAGGCGGUUCGUUCGCAACGCUUUUGGGUCCACUCAUGCUGAUGCCCUCCUAAAAGCUGCUGUGGAAUAUGGCACUGAAGAAGAUGUGGUGAAGUCAAAGAAAACCUUCCGAAGUCAAGCCGUAGUAAAUCAGAAUGCAGAAACAGAGCUCAUGCUGGAGGGGGAUGAUGAUGCCGUUAGUCUGCUCCAAGAGAAGGAGAUUGACAACCUUGCAGUUUUAGCUCCUUUUCUUCCCAGGCUGUUCACUUCAAGAG